CACUCAAAGGUCGGAGGGUCCGUUUCAGCUUCUGAAGGCAGAAUGAAGGUGUGCUUUGCGCUGUGCCUGAGCUUGUGCGUGUAUUUACGCGAAGCUCUGGCGGAAAGCGAUUCCAACUCAAUCCUCGAGGACAACGAUGUUCUAGUGCUGACAGAAGGCAAUUUUGAACGAGCUCUUAAACAAUACAACCAGCUAUUGGUGCACUUCUAUGCACCUCUUUCUGGCCAGUCCCUUGGCUCUAUCCUGGAGUUUAGAGAAGCAGCUGUUGCGCUGAAGGAAGCUAAGUCUGAUGUGAGGCUGGGAGGAGUGGAUGUGAAAAAAGAAAAAGGUCUUUUUGCAUCCCUUAACGUCACAACAAUACCAUCAAUACGGCUGUACCUGUCUGGAGACAAGAACAACCCAGUGUACUGUCCUGAUCUUAAGAACUCCGCCUCCAUCCUGACAUGGCUUAAAAGAAGAAAGGGUCCGAGCGCUGAAAUCAUCAGUAAUCUCACACAGCUGGAAAAGUUCAUAGGUGAAGAUGAGCUUGUGGUGCUUGGAUUAUUCAAGGGUCUUGAAGAAGGCAUAGUGAAAGUGUUUUAUGAAACAGCCAAUGACAUCGCUGACCUGCCCUUUGGAGUAACAGGACAUGAUGAAAUCUUCAGCAAGUAUGAGAUCAGCGGAGACACUGUUCUCCUCAUCAGAAAGUCUAAACCUGACAAGCAGUUUGAGGUGGGAAGCAGCACAGUGAAGAAAGAUCUCUUUCAUUUUAUCAGACUUUAUGAGAUGGAACUCGUGACCGAGUACAACGGCGUGACAGCAUCUAAGAUCCUAAACUCAGUGGUGCUGAACCAUUUGCUUCUGUUUAUUAAUAAGACUGAGGAUGGAUUUGAAGAGCUAUACCACGCUUUUAAAACCGCUGCGGAAAAACUCAGAGGGAAGGUUAUGUUUGUAAUGAUUGAUGUGAGUGAGCCACGGAAUGGCCGUAUUAUGGAGUAUUUCCGUGUGAGGUCAGAAGAAGCGCCUCAGGUCCGCAUGGUCAAUUUAUCAGACAACGUCCAAUACCAACUGCCAUCUGAUCGGUUUGAUGCACACACUGUUUUAGAGUUCUGUCUGAGUUACCUGGGCGGGAAAGCUAAGCCUAAGCUGCAGAGUGAGCCAAUUCCUGAAAACUGGGACACACAGCCAGUGAAAGAGCUCGUUGGGAUGAACUUUGAAAAAGUGGCCUUCAACCAUAACAAAAAUGUCAUCGUCUUGUUCUAUGCACAUUGGAGCAGCGAAAGUCGUGAUCUGUUUCCAUUGUGGGAUGAGCUUGCUGAACACUUUAGUGAACAUGAAGAUAUUGUUGUUGCCAAGAUUGACGUUACUUCCAAUGAUGUAAACCUUCAUCUAGGAGAAAAAUACCCUUCAAUCAAAUUAUUUCCUGCCGUUUAUGUAGAGAGGGUAGUACCAUAUUCUGGGAAAAGGAAGCUGAAGCCUAUAGUAACAUUUAUGAAAAAAGAGAUUGAAAAAGCCAAGAAGGAGAAAGCAAAGGAGGAGGAACAGAGGAAGAAAUAUCUGAAUCAUCAGAAGGCUGCAGUGAAAGAAGAACUGUAAUUGCCAGAACUGUAAUCGCUUAAUCAUUUAUAAGUUAAUGUGCUCUGCACAUGGCUGAUUAAUUAUCUUGAGUGUAACAAGUAUUUUCAGUAUAUACAGCUACUUGCUUUCUUGAAAACAAGAUGCCAAGGUUCUGCUGGUUACCCACUGAUACUGUUUAAGAUGUAUCAUUAGGACAAUUCACACAUAACCUUCAUUUCCAGUAGAGGGAGCCUGUUUCAAAGUGCUGCCUACUUACUAAACAGAGCACUGCAACCUCAUACCAACAUUAAAAACAACUUUCAGGUCUCUGAGACCUAUAUGUUGGCAAGAAAAAUUCAGGCAUAAUGUAAGUAGG
Molecule: messenger RNA, 1912 nt
Organism: Rhinichthys klamathensis goyatoka
Lineage: Eukaryota; Metazoa; Chordata; Actinopteri; Cypriniformes; Leuciscidae
Exons: 11
Coding region: 43-1575 (510 amino acids)
Biological process (GO): protein folding; response to endoplasmic reticulum stress
Cellular component (GO): endoplasmic reticulum
Source: RefSeq, a predicted model, not a curated record